GGCCAGACCGCCGUCGUCCAUCCGCUCGCUGGCCGACGUAUUGCACAGCGACAUGGCCCGUCACUACCACCAUGGCAGCGUCGCGCACGCCGUCGCCGUCGCUCGACGCAUCCCGACGCCCCUCGCCAUCCUCAUCGGCGUCAUCCUCGGAGCAGUGGUCUCCCGCCUCUUCUCGUACUCGACGAAACCCUCGACUCCCGCCUGGCGGGGCUCACACGGCUCCAUGUCGUCUUCGACCAAGCUGAGCUCGCGCAACAGAAUCGCUCUUCCGACGUUGGAGAAACGGCUGAGGGUUCUCGAAUUGUUGUCAACUCUGAGUCCGCACUACACGAAGGAGUGCACGCGUUCGGCCCGACCACUCUAUCGCGACCAAGUCCGUGACCGCUACGCGCCGCUGAUAGGCCACCAAUCGCCUUCAUCGUCGCGUUCAUGGUUCAACUUUGGCUCCGGGUCCCUGGCAGACGACGAAGACCUCCACGCCGAGCACCGAAAACGCGAUUUGCAGGCAGGCGGCCACAAGUACUUCUUCGCCAUCAACCUCUAUAACUCAUUCGAUGUAAUCCCCGACCUCUUUGCUACCCUCUUCCGCGUCGCCUCCGUGCUUGGAUACCCGAACGUGUUUGUGUCCAUCUAUGAGAACGGAUCAACCGAUCAGACCAAGGCCCUCCUCCGCAUCUUCGACGCGCUCACCAGCUCGGUGGGCAUGCGCGUUGUCAUCCGCACCUCCCGUCGAACUCGAGGCGCGUUCAAUCAUCGUAUUGAGUACCUCGCUGAAGUCCGCAACGCCGCCUUUGGACCCCUACACGAGCUUCGUGACGAGCAGGGCGAAUACUUUGACACCAUCAUCUUCAUGAACGACAUUCUCCCCUGCGUCGACGACCUUCUCGAACUCAUUUGGCAAUCACGACGGAACAACGCCGGCAUCACCUGCGCUGCGGAUUACAUGUACCACGACGAGAUCGGUGCGCCUGUCUUCUACGACAACUGGGUCGCACGCGACAUCAACGGAACUGCCCUUGAGAACGCGCCGUUCGAGAGCGUCUUCCACCACCCAGAUUCGUCAGAUUUGUUCCAGAGGCAUUUACCGAUACAGGUGCAGAGCUGCUGGAACGGCAUCGCCAUCCUCGACCCAGCGCCGUUCUACAGCCCCCCACAUGUUCGCUUCCGCAUGGCUCGCAUCACGGAGGGCGAAUGUUCAGCUUCCGAAUGUUCGCUCAUAUGCAACGACUACUGGGAUGCGGGUUAUGGGCGUAUUAUGAUGGUACCGAGAGUGAAACUUGCAUACGAUCGGAAAGUUUACGAGAUUAUUCACCCUCCACGCCGAAACCUUUCCGCCAUUCGCGGCUACGCUCGCUUAGGUGGUUUACCCGAAAAUCCCCGCACGGACCCGCAAGAUCGUUCUUGGUUUGGCCCACAUGACCGUUUGUUCACUGAGGAAGAGACUGUGCCGAUCGACUUUGUACCAGGACCACCAUAUGUUUGGUGUUGGGGCUGGGACGGCGCCGGCGAUCUCGACGGGCCGGAUGUUGAUCCCAUCUGGGAACCGCGCACCAAUAUGUCGACAAGCAAGGACUCGGUUCGCGUGCGACACGAUCGCAGUAUACACCUCGAACUGUGAAACACCAAUGCUAGAGCUACUCAGUGAAUCAGAAAUUGGUUCGAGGGUUUGCUUGGCAAGCACGCAUGACGUCGAGGAGCGAAUUGAAACAAGCCGAUGGCUGCGAUGCAUCUUCGUGCACCGGAGUCGUUGAAAUCAAUCACGUACAUCGGACACGACGAAGGCGCGAGACGUCACCUACGUCACCAUGCUCGCGCAUGGGAAGUGCAUGGAUUCUUUCCUGCUCAACGCUCGAUGUCAAUCUCUUGGAAAUACUCUAUUAUAUGCAUAGUCGAGUCUCGUAUCAGUCGUAGAUCGUUAACAUAUAUUGUGAGCACUCGCAUCGGGUACCGGUCGAGCAGCGAUGCGAGCGUAAUGUAUAGAAGCGCUCAAGCAUUUCGCCUCGCGAGAUGCGCGCUGGUUUUUGAAUUUCACCUCCC
Molecule: messenger RNA, 2037 nt
Organism: Punctularia strigosozonata HHB-11173 SS5
Lineage: Eukaryota; Fungi; Basidiomycota; Agaricomycetes; Corticiales; Punctulariaceae
Product: capsular associated protein
Exons: 3
Coding region: 53-1618 (521 amino acids)
Source: RefSeq, a predicted model, not a curated record